AAUGCAUUGUUAUCGCUAGCUAAGCAUGCGUGUCGGUGUGCAUGUUUGUAUAAAUCCCGUUGGUUUGUUCUUAACGAGUACACUUACGCGAAGUCAAUCCUCUUCUAGUCCUAUAAAUGUCCACUUUUGGGUCUUAGAAGCUAGAAUACAUCACCAUCACAAGGCUUCAGUUCUCUAAUUCGAGCUGCAAACUGCAAAUGGCAUCCAUUAAGUCAAAGAUUGUUAUGGUAUCCGUGGUGAUGACAAUCCUGAUGUUAUCUCCGAUAUGGUCGGUCUCUGCUGAUGAGCAACCGAACAUCGGACAAUCAGACUGGUGCAGGAUGUUGUGUGCCUUGAAAUGUUAUCCCGUAACCAGUCCCUUACAGCCCUGUAUGCUUGGAUGCAUGAAAGGGUGCUUAGGGAAUUCGCUGGCCAUCAACAACUGCAACCUUGGCUGUGCAAUAACUUCAUGCCUCAAGCCCAAUGCCGAUAUGAAGAGUUUGGAAGGCUGUGUAGGGUCGUGCUCGAAGGACUGCGGGGCAUCUUAAGAUGUGAAAUCAAUUGCUAAGGGCCGGGAUUUCAUUUUGCUAGUGUCAAAUUCAUAUGUACGAAAAAUAAGAAUUCCGUAGUUUAACAAAAAGGAUCAGUUUGAGGAGUGACGACUUGUUAUAGCCAUGUGCAUGUCAUAUAUGUUUCAACCUAUGAAAUACAG
Punica granatum (pomegranate) is the source of this 691-nucleotide messenger RNA. NCBI's taxonomy places the organism in Eukaryota, Viridiplantae, Streptophyta, Magnoliopsida, Myrtales, Lythraceae. The record is from RefSeq and is a predicted model, not a curated record.